Gekko japonicus is the source of this 2269-nucleotide messenger RNA. Its product is annotated as nibrin-like. Lineage: Eukaryota; Metazoa; Chordata; Lepidosauria; Squamata; Gekkonidae. Gene Ontology annotation, biological process: double-strand break repair via homologous recombination; mitotic G2 DNA damage checkpoint signaling. The annotation marks the transcript as partial. The transcript has 13 exons. Gene Ontology annotation, molecular function: damaged DNA binding. The record is from RefSeq and is a predicted model, not a curated record. Gene Ontology annotation, cellular component: Mre11 complex.
AAUAGACUAUGAGCCCCUGGUUGUGUGCUCUUCGUGCUUAGAUCUCGCACAAAAAAAUGUUUUAAGUCAAAAUAUUCUGCAGCUGGGAGGCCAUGAAGUGAGUGAGUGGAAAGAAGAAUGUACUCAUCUUGCAAUGCUCUCAGUCAAAGUUACUGUGAAGACAAUAUGUGCAUUGAUUUGUGGUCGACCAAUUACAAAGCCAGAAUAUUUUGCUGAAUUAAUCAAAGCUAUUCAGACCAAACAACAGUUACCUAAGCUUGAAAGUUUUCAUCCUCCAGUUGAUGAACCAACUAUUAGGAAUGAAAAAGUAGAUUUGGCUGUGUGUCCUGCAAGAAGAGCAAUCUUCAGAGGGAAAAAAAUUGUCUUUCUGUCUGCUAAGCAGCAUGCAAAACUGCGUCCAGCCGUCACACUUGGAGGAGGAGAGGCAAAACUGAUGACAGAGGGAACAGAAGAUGCUGCUUCCUUAGCAGCUCCUCAUAUUUGUGUUAUUGAUGUUGGACUCACAGGCUCUCAAGCAUCAGUUUCUGACUUGGGGAGGAAAUGGAUUGAUACUAUCACAACAGUCUUGGAAAGGAAAAAAUACAGGACAAUUUCAGAGGCAGAAAUUGGUUUAGCAGUUAUCUUUGUAUCCACAGAAAGGUACUGUAAUCCCCAAGCUUCUCUUGAUACAGGAAUAAAACCUGCUAAUUCAUCAUCAACUGUUAUGCAGCCAACACUUUCUCAGACUGCAUUGGUAGAGGAGACUGUAAUGCCUGCUGUCACAGGUGAUGCCACAGGCAUGGAAAUAUUUGGAAGUCAUGAAGAAAUGCCUCGUCGAGAUCAGAAAGGCAAAAUACAUCCCCUGGACAGAACUACUGUAAAGGAGACUCCAGCAGGAACUGGUACUGUGAACAUGGAAACGGCGGCAGCCAAGCUGAACAGGCAGCCUUGGACUGAGCAGAGCAGUUUAUCGUUCUCACCCUCGAAAACUCCAGAGUAUGGGAGAAACAGAGAAAUCAAUUCACAGCAGCAAUCCAAUUCAAUUAAAAAUUACUUCCAAGCAAUUGCUAAGAAAAGGGAAAGGAACGAGGAAGGAGAAGCAUCGAUAUCUAAGUAUGCAAAGGUAGAUGAGAAACCAUCCCAGGCUUCCGUUCAUACACAGCCUGUAACAUCUUUGCUGUUGGAAAGCAAAACAGAAGGAUCUCAAAAGGGGCAGUGUACUUUGGAUCAGAAAACGAACCCGUCUUCUGUAGACAUGACUACAAAGUCUGUGAUGGAGAGCAGCAAAUCAGAAGAAAAAGAUCCUAAUAAAAAUAUCCCUGCUGGAAAAUCUGCAACAAAGAAGAGAAAAGAAUUGGACGACUUAGUAGAAGAUGCUGCUUCAUUAGAGCUUGUUUUUGAGUCCAAAGAGUUAGACUGGGAAGAAGACCUAGGCGAUGGGGAUGGAAAAAGUAGUGGUGGUAUGAAGAAAAAGAGGAAACUGGAAACGAAAGGGAAUGUUUUUCAAGAAGGAAGUUCUGAAAACAGAGACACUGGGAAGCUAUUGGAAGAAAAUGAACAGGCUCUUCCAGCUUCAGUCCAGAAACAAGAGGUUAAAAAAGAAUCAACACAUACUACAAAAAACGAAUUGCAUAAUCCUGAUGCAUUUGUAGGUAAUUGGAGCAAUCUUCCCAGCAGACUUUUACUGAGUGAAUUUAGAUCGUUGGUGGUUAGUCAGCCAAGGAGAGGUGUUGAUUCUACUCCAAAAACAGAUUGUGGACAUCUGUGCAACUUCAAAAAAUUUAAAAAGGUUCCUUAUCCUGGAGCAGGACUGUUUCCACACAUUAUUGGGGGAUCAGAUCUGGUAGCUCAUUAUGCUAAAAAGAAUUCUGAGAUGGAAGAAUGGCUGAGGCAGGCAAUGGAGGUACAGAGUCAGCAUGCAAGAGAGGAGUCACUUGCUGAUGAUCUCUUCAGGUAUAAUCCGCAUAUAAAAAGAAGAUAACUGUCUCUUGAUUCGGAUCUACUGCAGAGAAUAAACUUUGUUUUGCUUCCUUGCUGGCUGUAUAUUGUAGCACCAAAAGGUUCAUUUCAUACCUCUGAGAACCUGUAAAGAAGAACAAGGCAUUUCUUGGUUGCAAACUCUUAACAGUACUUGAUUCAAACAAGUUACAGUUUAAAGUGUUUACAACACAUGUUACAAUUUAGGAGCAUUAUUUUGGAUGUGAACAUUUCUUUGUAAAAGGAAACUAGCAGAAAGUGUUUCUUUUUAAAAAGAGCACUUGUUUUAGCUUUUAGCUUUUUUGGUAUGACU